This is a messenger RNA of Chara braunii, 1433 nucleotides long. The record is from the annotation of a GenBank genome assembly. Lineage: Eukaryota; Viridiplantae; Streptophyta; Charophyceae; Charales; Characeae.
GGGAUUGCCCGAACCUCAAACGGGCAAUAGAUGAAGGACUUGUCGUGUUUGACGACCGCAAGUACGUCAAGUGGGCAGAUGAUCUGGGAGAUGUAUCGAUGUUCCCUUCGAUGAAGGAGAAUGUCGAAGCAAGGAGAGUAAAGACGAGUAAAGGAAUGGAGUCGGUCAGGAGCCAGAGCAUCAAGAUAACCUUUGAGGGGGAUAUCGCGACCACACCCAUAAGGGUGGCAGCCACCAAGUCGGCAAGAGGGUCUACAUCGAAGAAGACUGACACGGAUUACGWGAUGGCGGAGAAGGAYGGGCAGCGGGUCGAUGGAGAGGAGGUUAUCCUUUCGCCGCGAAAGYGGGGAGUGAAGAAGUUCUUAAUGAAGAGUUCGCUGGACGAGAUUGACACGGUCGAGCCACUGAGGCGGGCCCUUCGGCAACCMAUGCAGUGCUCUAUUCUGGAGUAUCUGGCGGCAUCGAAGCCGGCUCGUGAUGAAUUACAGAUGAUCAUGCGAAAGACUCGCAUACCUCUAUCAGAGGAGGGUCAGGGAGCCCCUAAGGCGGAAGCUUCUACAGUAGCAGUAACGGGGGUGACUGCCAGAGCGGAUCGCAUGGCAACAGUCCUUCUCGAUGGAAUGGAAGGUGUGCCUCCAGACAAGUUUUAUAUACUUGGUAGCGGGGCCGUGGAGACGAUUAUAAACGAUGGAGCGGUACUCGAUGCUGUGAUCGAUAACGGCAGUGAGGCUGUCAUCAUAGACGAGGACCUGGCAGUACAGGUUGGAAUGAGCCUCGAUAGGUCAUACCUAUUCGAGAUAGAGACGGCUGAUGGAAGAAAGCAACAUAUCACUUGGUUUUGUCACAAGGCAGCCAUAGAGGUCCAAGGGGUACGAGUGACCCUGCCUGUUUUUGCAGUCAAGAACUGCAGCUCCGACCUGCUCUUGGGUCGAACGUGGCUGAGCCACGUGCAUGCGGUGAGGAUAGAGCGACCUGAUGGGAGCCAAACAUUGUUCAUUAGGAAGCCAGACGGGACGCGGGUAAUGAUUGAGACAGUGGAGCCUCGGGACCCGAGGAACAGAGCAGCUCUCGCUGUGGGUGCAAGACCCAGUGAUCAGAUUAAGUCAUUACCUAUCUCCGGCCGCGCGGUGCGAUUUCGCGAGAAGAGAUAUGGACCACUGCUCACAGAGGGAGAAGGUCGGAUCGUGGAGGUGGAAGAUUUAGGGAGUCGGCUAAUAGUGGACGGCAACUCGUACCCAAGGGAAAAAGAUGAGGAAUUUGGCGGUGUGGUAUCCGUGUCUUUCUUAAGGGCACGGACCCCUAUGGGGGGCUACCCAAGCGACACAAGCGAGUAGCUCAAAAAGUUAAGCCAGCGGCGGUGGGCCGUGAGCGAUCGGCUCUGGAAAGGGUAUUUGAAGAAAAAAUCGCGAAAGAAAUCAAAGAAAGAAAGAAAA